This is a messenger RNA of Pecten maximus, 2349 nucleotides long. Its product is annotated as E3 ubiquitin-protein ligase RAD18-like. Gene Ontology annotation, molecular function: single-stranded DNA binding; ubiquitin protein ligase activity. Gene Ontology annotation, cellular component: Rad6-Rad18 complex; nucleus. The transcript is spliced from 10 exons. The record is from RefSeq and is a predicted model, not a curated record. Lineage: Eukaryota; Metazoa; Mollusca; Bivalvia; Pectinida; Pectinidae. The coding region runs from base 186 to 2006 and encodes 606 amino acids. Gene Ontology annotation, biological process: DNA damage tolerance; protein monoubiquitination.
AGAAGGGAGCACUUGUGCAUCUGACGUCUCUACAGAGGAAAGGAGGAAUACUGCUGACGUCUCCACAGGCAGUUUGGGCAGUGGUGCGAGUGACAAAGAAAAUAAAGAUGUUGGUGAGAACAGGAAUGGCCUAACAAUACCUGUACUAUCAGCAAUAUCACUAGAUACUACCGAGUCGCUUUCACAUGAUGAUGAGGAUUCGGUGUCACUCGACCAAACCACUGACUACACCUGCUGUUAAAAUGCCAUGUCCAGUUUGUGGUGUGGAAGUGAAUGACCAAGCAAUCAACACACACCUUGACCAGUGCUUGGCCAGUGCUGAAAAGAAGUCUUCUUUAAGACGAUCAACCCCUAAAAGGAAAUAUAUGGCGAAGUUGGUUUACAAUAUAAUGUCGGAGAAGAAUGUACGCAAAAAACUUAAAGACGACGGUCUGUCAUGCAAGGGAGAUAAACAGACACUGAUUAACCGACAUCGUGAGUUUGUGUUGAUGUAUAAUGCUGAAUGUGAUUCUCUUAGUCCCAGGCCAGUUGAACAGCUGAUCAAGGAACUUGAAGCUGUAGAAAAAGCCAAGGGAGCAGAGAGUGCUAGCAGUUUACGGAAACAGAGAGGAGUGAAUAUUGAAAAGAACAGUUCUCCAGCCACAAUUAAAAAUGUUCUGCAAGACUAUGAAAAGACACACAAGUCUCACUUUGAUGAAUUAGUGAAGGCAGCCAGAAGAAGCUGCAGAAAUAAAGACCAGCAAUCACAUGGAGCAAAGAAAAGUUCCUCAGAAAACAGUUUUGAAAAAAAUGUUUCUAAGACUGGUUCUAUGGCUACUACAGAUAUUAUAGGUGAUAAUGCAACAAAUCCUCAAACAGGAAACAAGACUGCUAGUCCUACAGUCACAAAUAUAGAAGUUAUUUCAUCAUCUUCUGUCAGAAAUCCUCAAACAGGAAGCAUUAGUGCCAGUCCUACAGUCACAAAUAAAGAAAUGAUUUCAUCAUCAUCAUCAUCAUCAUCAUCAUCAUCAUCUAUGGGUAAAGACAAUGAUAUUGCUAGUGCUGUGGUAAGUAAAGAGACUGAUUCCUCAUCACGUUUUGUAACAAACUCUCAAGCUGCAAGCAGUAGUAUAGACAGAAAAUCAUCAAGUGCUUCUGUUAGGAGUACAGGAACAAGUUCUCCGUCAUGUCUUAUGACAAACGGUCCAACAGGAACAAAUUUAGGUAUAGAUGGAAUCUCCUCAUCUAGUCAUACACUCCCAGGAACAGGGUUAUCAGGAAAAGAAAGAACACCAAAGAAAGUAAGGAGACGAAUACAUCACAAUAAUAUAACUUCAACACCUUCUCCGACAAAAUUAGCUGGGCUCGGAUGCUCCCCAUUCAAGAGUCCGAAAAUGGCAGGUGAUCUCAUUACCCCACAAUCUCCAGGAAAGUGUGCCCUUUUUGUGGAGGAUAGUGAAUGUGGAAGUGACAUGGAGGAUCAGCUCUUUAAGAGAAUCAACUCUUCUAUAGAUACUUUUUCUGAAGACGACCUGGAGGAGAAUUGCCCAGGUCAGUCCUCCGAGUGGCCGGCCCUGUCCCAGGCUUUUGUACUUAAGGAUCAGAGCAGGACAGCCUUAGGUGAGGAGGAGGAAGUGCCUGUGUUCACUGCUGUACACAUGCCUCCACGGUCUCGUCAUGUGUCUGGGCUGUCCGUGGAGAGUGGCACAUCCACAGGCAGUGAGGAGUCGUCAAUAUUGUGGGUUUCACCCCCAGUAACCAUGAAGAUUGGGACCAGAAGACGAUCUGAAAGAGUCAAAGCAGGAAAUGAAGACCAGGGGAAAAGAAAUGAAAAAGAUGACACGGAGGAAAAAGAGCAUCAACCUAAUACAAUGAAGAGGAAGCGAUCUACUGGAUCAGUCAGUAGGUGGCAUUGCAAAAAGGGUCAAACGGAGAAGAUGAGAAAACUGGUACAAAGAUUUAUAGGGAGACUUAACUAUGCUGAAUUAUAUACAAGAAAAUGUUCUCUUUGGCGGACUGUCAGCUAGGAAAUGUCAAGCUUAACUUCUCAAUGGCGGACUGUCAAAUAUGAAAUGUCAAGCUUACAGUGUAACUUCUCUAUGGCAGACUCUCAGAGAGAAAAUGUCAAGCUUACAGUGUAACUUCUCUAUGGCCGACUCUCAGAGAGAAAAUGUCAAGCUUACAGUGUAACUUUUCUAUGGCCGACUCUCAGAGAGAAAAUGUCAAGCUUACAGUGUAACUUCUCUAUGGCCGACUCUCAGAGAGAAAAUGUCAAGCUUAACUUCUUUUUGACGGACUGACGAGUAUGAAAUGUUAAGCUCAACUUCUCUAAGUACAGUGGAACUUCGUUAACUCGAACUAAGAUAACUC